GUUGACCGCCCCUAUAACCCCAUCAUCUCCUAUGACUUCAUCAAGAGUGACUCAGUGAUUCCUCUUCCAGCUGGAAGGGAACCGACUCUCUCUCUCUCUCUCUCUCUCUCUCUCUCUCUCUCUCUCUGUGUCUGUGUGUGUGUGUGUGUGUGCAGAUCAGAAUCCAUCGUCUAACCAUUUCUAGUGGCAACGCAAGACAUCAGGAGAUAAUAACCUGCAAGUAUCGCAGCAGGAUCCACCCACUGAAGUCGUGAUAUCGGCCGACUCACUCUCCCUUUUGUCGGCCAUAUCUACGCUUCUCCGUCACGUACAGUUUCUGACCGCCUUCUUUCUGGCUGAUCGCUGCCUUUCGACGAACAAUCUGAGCAAGAAAUCCACAAGCGCAGCCAACAUCCCAAGGUCAGAAAUUCUUCUGACGCAAUCUCUGCAACAGCAGCAGCAGCAGCAGCAGAUCUGAUACCAACGACAGUCCGUCUAUAACAGCCAUGGCUGGCGCUCAGCAGUCGCUGUCGCAGUCGCAGCCUCAGCCUCAGCCGCAGGCUCUGUCGGCAAUCCCGAAGCGCGCUCUGAUCACUGGCAUCACUGGCCAAGAUGGUUCUUAUCUCGCCGAACUUCUGUUGGGCAAAGGAUAUGAAGUACAUGGAGUCAUCCGUCGGUCUUCCAAUUUCAACACUCAGCGAAUCAAUCAUAUCUACGUCGAUCCCCAUGCCGCGGGAGCGCGCUUGAAACUUCAUUACGGCGACUUAUUAGACAGCAACAGCUUGCGCAGGGUGAUCGACAUGGUCAAUCCCGACGAGGUGUACAAUUUGGCGGCAAUGUCCCACGUGGCAGUCUCGUUCGAGAACCCAGAAUUCACUGGGGACGUGACAGGGACCGGCGCGCUGCGUCUGCUGGAGGCCGUUCGGUCGCACAUUCGAUCGACCGGUCGCAAGGUGAAGUAUUACCAAGCCGGGUCGUCGGAGAUGUACGGCUCCACCCCCCCCCCUCAGUGCGAAAACACCCCUUUUCACCCCAGGAGUCCCUACGCCGUCGCCAAGGUUGCUGCUCAUUACUACACCGUUAAUUACCGCGAGGCCUAUGGGUUGUUCGCUUGUAAUGGCAUCUUGUUUAAUCACGAGAGCCCAAGAAGAGGGGAAAAUUUCGUCACUAGGAAGGUCACUCGCGCCGUCGGCAGAAUCAAGGUCGGCCUCCAGCGCAAGCUCUAUCUCGGCAAUCUCAAGGCUUCUCGGGAUUGGGGUUUUGCCGGCGAUUACGUCGAAGCGAUGUGGUUGAUGCUUCAGCAAGAUCAGCCUGACGACUAUGUCGUUGCUACCGAAGAUUCUCAUACCGUCGAAGAACUUCUUGAAGAGGCUUUUGGCUAUGUCGGACUUAAUUGGAAGGAUCAUGUUGAGAUUGAUCCGAAGUACUUCCGACCUAGCGAGGUUGACAAUCUCCGAGGCAGUGCUGCCAAAGCCAAGGCCAAGCUCGGAUGGAAGCCACGUGUCCACUUCCAGGAGCUCGUUCACAUGAUGGUCGAUAGUGAUCUUGAACUUGCCAAGCGAGAGAAAGUUCUUGCCGAUAAUGGCUUUUUAAACUUUGCGAUCUGAUGAGAGAGAGAGAGAGAGAGACACACAGAGAGAGAGAGAGAGAGAGAGAGGAGUCCAAGUUCAGAAGGAAGCCAGGUGUCGGCUUCCGAGACCUCGUUGAUAUGAUAUGGUUGAUAGCGAUCUUGAGCUUGCCAAGCGAGAGAGAGUUUUCGCCGACAAUGGGUCUUUAAAUUCCGUGAUCUGGGGAAAAGGAAGGUGGAGGGGGAGGGGAGGGGAGAAGGGGGAGAAGGGGGGGAGGGUACCUCUGCUUCUAGGUUGUUUUACUUGUUUUUUUUCGUCUGGGGGUUGGCUCUUUUGAAAUGGACUGAGGAGAGGAGGCCGUAAUCACACGAGGACGUGGAAUUGCUGGAUGUACCUGCUUGCUUUUACAGUCAGGCAUGGAUGCACCUGAUCGUAAUCACGUCCACGGUUAAGUUGACAAUUUGAAAGUCCUACUCUGAGCAUGCCCUGAAGGAAGGGGGAGUGAAAUACCAUAUGAUGUGUACAACUUCGUUCUCUCGCCGUUUGCCCCUCUUUCAUCUUUUCCGUUUGUAGUCCGUUUUGGAAAAGGCUGCUAUCAGGUACCGUCCGUCUGUCCGUUUUGGGAAAAGAGCAGCUCUCAGUUACUGUCCGUUUCGUUAAAACGGCGACCGUCAGUUACUGUCCGUUCCGUUAAACGCCGGCUCUCAGUUACUGUCCAUUUUGGGAAAAGCGCGGCUCUCAGUUACUGUCCGUUUGGUUGACGGUGGCUAUCAGUUACUGUCCGUUUUGGGAAAACGGCGGCUAUCAGUUACUGUCCGUUUUGUUAGUUCCGUUAAACGCCGACUCUCAGUUACUGUCCGUUUUGUUAGUUCCGUUAAACGCCGACUCUCAGUUACUGUCCGUUUGGGAAAACGAAGUUUUGGGAAAACGGCGGCUAUCAGUUACUGUCCGUUUUGUCAUAUUGGUUACUAUCCGUUUUGCAGAGUCCGUUUGUUGGAAGCGUUGGCUGCAAUUUUCCCGUUAUUUUUGGCAGCCCGUUUGGGAAAUAGCCUAGCCAUGAUGAGCCAUACGUUUGCGGUGCAGUUUGUUGGAAGUGGCCAUGAUGAUCAUUCCGUUUGCAGUGCCGUUUGUUGGAAAUGGCCGUCAAUUAUUCCGUUGCAGUCGACCGUUAUCAGGAAUAAUAAUCGACUUUUGCAAUCAACAGUCUAUUGCAAUCAACAGACUGUUGAUUGCAAGGAGUCGCAAGUCCUCGGCAUGAGUUCUUUUUUGUUCUUCUUUCCCGCGUUCCCUGCUGAGGACCUGCAAAGGAGCGAAGAUCAGAAUUUAACGGCCUUGCUCCAAAUUCUGGCUUUCUUUCUUCCUUCGAUAGCUUUCCUUUUCGUUUACUUAAAAUUUGUGUCGACAAAUAAGAGGCAAUGGAAUC
Chara braunii is the source of this 2970-nucleotide messenger RNA. Lineage: Eukaryota; Viridiplantae; Streptophyta; Charophyceae; Charales; Characeae. The record is from the annotation of a GenBank genome assembly.